Molecule: messenger RNA, 2529 nt
Organism: Euleptes europaea (tarantolino)
Lineage: Eukaryota; Metazoa; Chordata; Lepidosauria; Squamata; Sphaerodactylidae
Product: vomeronasal type-2 receptor 26-like
Exons: 6
Coding region: 1-2529 (842 amino acids)
Biological process (GO): G protein-coupled receptor signaling pathway
Cellular component (GO): membrane
Molecular function (GO): G protein-coupled receptor activity
Source: RefSeq, a predicted model, not a curated record
AUGCUUCCGAUGGUAUGCAAAGUAAAAACCAGCAAGUGCCAAGCAGAGGACUCCAUCCCUAUUACACAUGAAUGGUACCAGCCAGGGGACUUCCUCAUUGGUGGGAUUGCUUCUCUGACCAUUUACCUGAUUCAUGAAUUAACCUUCAAUGGUCAUCCUUCACAGAAGUUGUCCGAGGUACCACAAUUGAUGACAAAGUUCUACCAACACAUCCUGGCCUUGGUGUUUGCAGUCAGUGAGAUCAAUGAGAAUCCCAAAAUCUUGUCCAAUGUCACUCUUGGGUUCCACAUCUAUGACAGCUACUAUGAUGCGAAGAUGACCUAUCGUACUACUCUGGAUCUGUUGUUCAAAUCGCAUAGAUAUUUUCCAAACUAUGAAUGUGACCUGCAGAAAAAUGUAAUGGCCGUCAUCGGGGGACUUGAUUCUGAUGUUUCCUUCUAUAUGGCAAACAUCCUACAUCUUUACAAGAUUCCACAGCUCCCAUAUGGCUCAUUGCCCCUUAAGGAGAAGGAUGCAACACAAUUGAGUUCCCUUUUCCACAUGGCUCCUAAGGCAUCCCAUCAGUAUAUGGGCAUUAUCUGGUUGCUUCAGCAUUUCGGAUGGACGUGGGUGGGGCUCUUUGCUGCCGAUGAUGAUGGUGGAGAACUUUUUCUGCAGGUCCUGGAGCCCUUGCUCUCCCAGAAUGGAAUCUGCUUGGCCUUCAAAGAAAGGAUCAUACACCGAGAACAUAUUAAUUCCUUUCAUGAUAUUAUUGGUGUAGUCUCAAAUGUAUAUGUGCCUCUCAUCAAUAGCAAAGCCAGUGCAAUUAUUCUGUAUGGAGAAUCUUUCACGGUUCCAUCACUCAUCACUCUUCUGUUAAUAGGCAACCCUAGACAUAAGGAAAAUACCUCCUUAAUGAAAGUGUGGGUGAUGACAGCCCAGCUUGACUUUGCCUUAUCAGGCCUUCAAAGGACAUGGGAUUUGGAAUACUUCCAUGGUGCUAUUGUCUUCAAGAGGCACUCAAAUGAGCUUCUGGAAUUACACAAAUUUCUUCAGGACAUAAAACCUCCCGGGAAACAUGGAGAUGGUUUCUUCAAGGACUUCUGGGAGCAAGCAUUUGACUGCAUAUUUCCAAAUGCCUUGGAACCUAUGAAUGUUAGUGAUACAUGUACCGGGCAGGAGAGGCUGGAGAGCCUCCCUGGGCCAGUUUUUGAAAUGCGCAUGACUGGUCACAGCUACACCAUCUAUAAUGCUGUUUGUGCUGUGGCACAUGCUUUGCAUUCUAUAUAUGCUUUCAGAUCAAACCACAGACCUAAGGUGGGCAGGAAAAGAGGUGAAACAAUAUCCUUUACAAAUGGCAGAGGAAUGGGGGCUUCAUUGGACAUAAUGAACAUGGUCACUUUCCCAAACAAAUCCUUCCAGAUGGUUAAGAUUGGAAAUGUGGAUCCCAGUGGUGCUGAAGGGAAAGACUUCAUGAUUCAAGAGGAUAUGAUUGUCUGGCCAAGAGGUUUUAAUGAGGGACCACCCCUGUCUUUGUGUACUGACCGCUGCAAGCCUGGCGACCAGAAGAAAAGAAGGGAAGGGGAGAAAUUUUGCUGCUAUGAUUGCGUUCCGUGCCCAGAAGGGAAGAUCACAGGCCAGGAAGAUAUGGAGGACUGUAUCAGGUGUCCAGAAGAUCAAUAUCCAAGCAUGGAGCGUGAUCGAUGUGUGCCCAAAAGACUAAGCUUUCUCUCUUAUCAAGAACCUUUAGGGAUCGGUUUGACUGCCAUUACUCUUUCUUUUUUGCUGAUCACAUCUUUUGUUCUAGCAAUUUUUGUUAUGCACAACAAUACCCCCAUAGUUAAGGCCAACAACCGCGAUACUACCUAUACACUCCUUGUUUCCCUUUUGCUCUGCUUCCUGUGUUCCUUGCUCUUUAUUGGACAGCCCAGGAAGAUGACCUGUUUCAUCCAACAAUCUGCUUUCAGCAUCAUCUUCUCAGUGGCUGUGUCUUGUGUCUUGGCCAAAACCAUCACUGUGGUGGUAGCUUUCAUGGCUACCAAACCAGGAUCCAACAUGAGGAAGUGGGUAGGGAAAAGACUGACCAACUCCAUUGUCCUUUCCUGUUCACUUAUAGAAGCAGCCAUUUGCAUAGUGUGGCUAGCAACCUCUCCCCCAUUCCCAGAUUUGGACACACGGUCCCUGACUAGGGAGAUCAUAGCUCAGUGCAAUGAAGGAUCCGUCCUCCUAUUUUAUAUUUCUCUGGGCUACAUGGGAAUUCUGUCCUUCAUCAGCUUGACUGUGGCUUUCCUUGCCAGAAAACUGCCAGACAGCUUUAACGAAGCCAAGUUCAUCACCUUCAGCAUGCUGGUGUUCUGCAGUGUUUGGUUGUCUUUCAUUCCGACCUACCUGAGCACCAAAGGGAAAUACAUGGUAGCCGUGGAGGUCUUCUCCAUCUUGGCAUCCAGCGCUGGGAUAUUGGCCUGUAUCUUUUCUCCAAAAUGCUACAUUAUUGUUCUGAGGCCUGAUCUGAAUAAAAGGAACCAGCUAAUUAGAAGAAAGAAUCAAUAA